Messenger RNA from Sander lucioperca (pikeperch), 2361 nucleotides. RefSeq names its product fibroblast growth factor 16 (gene fgf16). The coding region runs from base 589 to 1242 and encodes 217 amino acids. Lineage: Eukaryota; Metazoa; Chordata; Actinopteri; Perciformes; Percidae. Gene Ontology annotation, cellular component: cytoplasm. Gene Ontology annotation, biological process: positive regulation of protein phosphorylation; fibroblast growth factor receptor signaling pathway; cell differentiation. The record is from RefSeq and is a predicted model, not a curated record. Gene Ontology annotation, molecular function: fibroblast growth factor receptor binding; growth factor activity. The transcript has 3 exons.
AGUGGUUGUUAGUUUAUGAUAAAAGUAGCUUUUCGGCUUUGUGCCAGCUGUCAUUUGUGUUUGAACAAUGAUUAUCUUUGCUUCUGCAUCUGUGUCGCAUUUUAAUGCACCACGAACUGUUGCCAGAGUUCCCUGCGCCAGGAUGGGCGAUGUGGUUUUAUCAGACAGCGUCGGACCACAAUCAGGAGCACAGGAGCUAUGAGAAGAUACUUCUGGACUUGGAUUUGCUUGGUCGGAAGAUAGAUACAGCUUUCUAAGAGGGCAGUGACAAAAAAACCUGCAGACAGCAGCAUCAUCAGUGGUAAAAGUUGGACUGAAAGUGCACAUUCAGUGAGGAAACUGAUGCGCGUAAGAAGGGAUGCCAGCCAGGCGUGGCUUGUGUUUGAAUAUCCAAUGUGAGAAUACGUGGGGAGUAUGUAUAUAAUAGAGUCUUUCCAUCUGAUAAACAGAGAUAUCAAACUGAUGAUUAUAGCAAAGGACGAUCAAUAACCUGAAAGGACUCUGCUGAUUUUGGAGGAGCACGGCGCGCUGGGUACGCUUUGGACUUGUGUAAACUUUUCUCCCUCCUUGAGUCACCGAACAUUUCAAAUGCCUUCGCUUAAUUUGACAGCUGUGCACACAAUGGCAGAGGUCGGGAGUUUUCUGGGGACACUCGACUUGGAUUUACAAAGCUUUCCUGCACUCGGGAAUAUGCCCUUACCGGAGUCUCCAGUGGGCUUGAAUGAGCGCCUUGGGCAGAUUGAAGGGAGGCUGCAGCGGGGGUCGCCUACGGAUUUCGGGCACCUCAAAGGGAUCCUGAGGCGGCGGCAACUCUACUGCAGGACCGGCUUUCAGCUGGAGAUAAUCCCCAAUGGGACUGUGCAUGGGACAAGACAGGAUCACAGCAGAUUUGGUAUCCUGGAGUUCAUCAGUCUGGCAGUGGGUCUGGUCAGCAUCAGAGGGGUGGACGCUGGACUCUACCUCGGCAUGAAUGAGAAAGGAGAGCUCUAUGGGUCGAAGAAGCUGACAGCAGAAUGUGUGUUCAGGGAGCAGUUUGAGGAGAACUGGUACAACACCUACGCUUCAACUCUGUACAAGCACACAGACACGGGACGCUUCUACUACGUUGCCUUAAACAAAGACGGCUCGCCCAGGGAGGGCAACAGGACUAAAAAACACCAGAAACUCACCCACUUCUUACCCAGGCCGGUGGAGAUUGAAAAGAUCCCUCAGGAAUACAGGGACUUAUUCCAGUACAGGUGACCAGUGCUUACACUUGGAGAACUGGUUACAUUUGGAGGAAUAGACAUAAAACAAGAGAGAGGGGGUGUUGUGGAUAUUUUGGACCUGGUACAGAACUGUUUACCCUCAGCUCCCCCUGAGGUCACUGUGUUUGUGCCUUGGCCCACUGCCAAGCACUGACAUAAACAUUGUGCAUGUUCCUGGAUGUUGGCGGGAAAGUGAUCUUGUAAAACCACUGCAUGGACGUGGACGGAGAAGGCCUGCAUGACUGCCCAGCUGUAGGGUGAUCAAAUCAGGUGCCAUGUUUUCUCAAUAACCACUUUUUGGAGAUAAAUGCGUAGAUACUGAAAUGAAUGGUUGACUAUGAGAAGACUUUCAGGAGCUCGAAAUGACGGGAAGCACUGCAGACAUCACAUUGUGCAUUUGUCAUGCACUAUACACAGUUAAAUGUAAGAAAGGGAACAUUCCACAUACACAGAGAUCGGAGAAGAAGAAACGCAAGUGACAGGUUGGGGAUAGUCAGGUACUAAAGAAGAAGAAUGUCUGCAAGGCAGAGAUCAAACUGUUAAAAGGAGAACUGAAGUUUGAUUAAGUCGUCUUCAAAAUCAAAGAUGAAAGAGGGGAAUACAAUCUCUAAGAUGAAUGUGUGAUAGAUGAAAGAGCACUUACUGCACAUCCCCAGUCCCAGCUGUAGGCUCACUUACUCUCCCAUUUAAUCAUUUGAUUCUAAUGAUCUCAUUCAUCACAUUUAAAUAAAAUAUCAAGCGGCCUCUUGUAGGAAUUGUAUGCAAAACAAGUGAUUAAGCUCGGGACAAAAGCACUUCUCUGACUGUGGUUGUAAAGAAUUGUGAUGGGCUUUUUUUUAAAGGAUGGUGACUUGUAAUGUUCAAAGUGUGAGGAACAUUACUAAAAAUGCAAGCAGCUGAGGUGUACAUAUGGGUGAUCCUAUUUAUGAGAUGUACAAUAUAUUUAUUUUCUACAUAUAAAGUAUAAAUAUAAAUCUAUAUAUUUAUUUAUUGCAAAGACUUUAUUUUGUAAUGAACUUGAAGUUAUCUGGACUGUAGAUUCUACUGAAAUUACACACACUCAAAACAACUGCAAUGAUCGUGACAAUAAAAUUGUCCUGCUAUCGAGAACUCA